AUGGAUUUUAUGAGAAAACAAAUUACAACAAGUAUAGUAAUUGUUAUUUUCUUUGUAUCAACAGUUUUUGGAAGGAAUAUUUUGCAAAUAUUGAGUGAAAAUGAAGAUGGAAUUUGUACAUCUAUGGUGGAAACUCAAGGCUAUGGUUGUGAAGAACAUAAAGUGACAACAGAUGAUGGUUAUAUUCUGAGUUUACAAAGGAUACCCAAGGGAAUAUCUGGAAAGGCAGCAACUAAUCCACCUGUUCUUCUACAACAUGGACUAUUAAUGGAUGGAAAUACAUGGCUGCUAAAUCCUACCGAUGAAUCAUUAGCUUUCAUUCUAGCAGAUGAUGGUUAUGAUGUUUGGAUUGCAAAUACAAGAGGAACUAAAUAUAGCCAAGGACAUACAUCACUUAGCCCUCAAGAUCCAGAAUAUUGGGAAUGGUCAUGGGAUGAAUUGGUGGAUUUUGAUUUACCUGCUACAUUUAAGUAUGUUCAUGAUCAAACUGGCCAAAAGUUACACUACGUUGGCCAUUCUCUGGGGACUUUGAUUGCAUUUGCAGCAAUUUCAGAAAAUAAGCUAUUAGACAUGUUGAGAUCAGCAGCUUUAUUAAGCCCAAUUGCUUAUUUGGGGCAAAUAAAAUCUCCUCUUGCAAUAAGUGCUUCUCAAAAUUUUAUAGCUGAAGGUUUGUAUUGGUUGGGAAUCCAUGAAUUUGAUCCAAAAGGAGAGGCUGUUGUCAAACUUUUGGAAAAAAUAUGCCAAGAUCCAGGCAACAAUUGCAGUGACUUGAUGAAUUCUUUUACUGGCCCAAAUUGUUGUGUGAACUCUUCAAGAACUGAUAUUUUUCUUGAGCAUGAGCCACAGGCAACAGCAACAAAAAACAUGAUCCAUAUAGCCCAAAUGACAAGAAAAGGGACUAUAGAAAAAUUUGACUAUGGAAAUGAUGAAGAAAACAACAAACACUAUGGGCAACCAAAUCCUCCACAAUACAUAAUGUCAAAUAUACCAAAUAAUAUUCCUCUUUUUUUAGGCUAUGGAGGGGCAGAUUAUCUUUCUGAUGUGAAUGAUGUGAAGAUUUUGUUGGAUAAAUUGCAAAAUCAUAAUCCAGACAAACUUGUAUUGCAAUAUAGAGAAGAUUAUGCACAUGCUGACUUUGUUUUUGGUACAAAUGCUAAAGAAAUUGUGUAUAAUCCUAUAAUGGCCUUCUUUAAACUUAAUUAA
Messenger RNA from Solanum stenotomum, 1203 nucleotides. RefSeq names its product triacylglycerol lipase 2-like. Gene Ontology annotation, biological process: lipid metabolic process. The record is from RefSeq and is a predicted model, not a curated record. The coding region runs from base 1 to 1203 and encodes 400 amino acids. Lineage: Eukaryota; Viridiplantae; Streptophyta; Magnoliopsida; Solanales; Solanaceae. The transcript is spliced from 9 exons. Gene Ontology annotation, molecular function: hydrolase activity, acting on ester bonds.